AUGACGAAUAAGGAUGAACAAUUGGAACUUGCAAAGUUAGCUGAACAAGCUGAACGAUAUCAUGAUAUGAUGGUUGCUAUGAAAAAAGUCGUUGAAACGAAUAGUAACUUAACGGAUGAAGAACUCAAUUUAUUCUCGCUAGCUUACAAACAAGUAGUCAACGCCUAUCGAUUAUCUUGGCAAACUUUAUCGAGUAUUGCAGAAGCAAACGAAGAAGGUUCCGAACUUCAACAAAAAAUAAUCAAGGAAUAUCAGAAAAAGAUUGAAAAGGAAUUGAAAGAUGUUUGUCACGAACUUUUAACCAUACUCGAUAAAUAUAUCAAGCCGAAAGCGAAAACAACUGAAUCACAAUUAUUUUAUCUGAAGAUGAAAGGUGACUACUACCGAUAUUUGACUGAAGUCACGAGCAACAAUGAACGACAAAUGUUAGCUGAAGAAUCAGAACUUGCCUACAAGAAUGGCUUCGAAAUGGCUAAGAAUCAUAUGAUAGCAACAAAUCCAAUCCGACUUCGUCUUGCUUUAAAUUUAUCUAUCUUUUAUUAUGAAAUUCUCAAUGAAAAAGAUGUUGCCUGUCGCUUAGCCAAAGAGGCUUUCGAUGAUGGUCUGAAUGGAUUGGCUAUUCUCGAUGAAAAUGCUUACAAAGGUAGAAAUAAAAAUUAUACAUUGUUAUAA
Messenger RNA from Adineta steineri, 672 nucleotides. NCBI's taxonomy places the organism in Eukaryota, Metazoa, Rotifera, Eurotatoria, Adinetida, Adinetidae. The record is from the annotation of a GenBank genome assembly.